AUGACCAAGGAUCUGUCUUCUCGUUCUUCCGAAUCGGGUGAUUCUGCCUUGGGCGACUCCCUCGAAUCCCUCCCUCCCGUCAUCUUCACCCCCUCUCACCUCGCUCACAUCAACGCCCGCCUCAACUCCUGCACACCCCAGCAAAUCCUCGAAUGGGCCAUCGUCACCAUCCCCAACCUCUACCAAACAACCGCAUUCGGCCUGACUGGAUUGGCUACCAUCGACAUGUUAUCCAAGCUUCCGAUUACGCAGGAAAACCCGGUCCCGUUGAUUUUCAUCGACACCCUCCACCACUUCCAAGAAACCCUCGAUCUCGUGGAUCGCGUGAGGGCGAAAUACCCGAAUGUCCCCUUACACGUCUACACCCCCGAAAACACCCCCACCGCCGCCGCCUUCACAGCACUCCACGGCGAUAAACUCUGGGAACGCGAUGAACCCCUCUACGACUACCUCGUCAAAGUCGAACCCGCCCGCCGCGCAUACGCCGACCUAAACGUCCGCGCAGUCCUAACCGGUCGUCGCCGUUCCCAAGGCGCAGACCGCUCCUCCCUCCCCAUCAUCGAACUCGACGAAACCGGCCUCAUCAAAAUAAACCCCCUCGCAUCCCUCUCCUUCGCCGACGUCAAAGCAUAUAUCGACGCCAACGCCGUGCCAUAUAACGCUUUGUUGGAUCAGGGAUAUAAGAGUGUUGGGGAUUGGCAUUCGACUGUUGUGCCGAGGGAGGGGGAGAGUGAGAGGGCGGGACGGUGGGCGGGGAAGGAGAAGACUGAGUGUGGCCUUCACGCGGAUUAUUUUAAGAUGAAGGCGGAGGCGAAGAGGAAGUUGUUGGAGGCGAAGGCUGCUGCUGAGGGUAUCCAGGGGGUGAAAGGAGUAUAG
Saitoella complicata NRRL Y-17804 is the source of this 876-nucleotide messenger RNA. Its product is annotated as phosphoadenosine phosphosulfate reductase. Gene Ontology annotation, molecular function: phosphoadenylyl-sulfate reductase (thioredoxin) activity. The transcript has a single exon. The record is from RefSeq and is a predicted model, not a curated record. Lineage: Eukaryota; Fungi; Ascomycota; Saitoellomycetes; Saitoellales; Saitoellaceae. Bases 1 to 876 code for a protein of 291 amino acids. Gene Ontology annotation, cellular component: cytoplasm.